Messenger RNA from Rattus rattus (black rat), 636 nucleotides. RefSeq names its product intraflagellar transport 43 (gene Ift43). The coding region runs from base 49 to 474 and encodes 141 amino acids. Lineage: Eukaryota; Metazoa; Chordata; Mammalia; Rodentia; Muridae. Gene Ontology annotation, biological process: intraciliary retrograde transport. The transcript is spliced from 7 exons. The record is from RefSeq and is a predicted model, not a curated record. Gene Ontology annotation, cellular component: intraciliary transport particle A; cilium.
CCCCCACCGAAACCACCUCGGAGGCAGGGCGGCUGGGCAGAUGAGUCCAUGAAGGUGGCAAAAUUGGGAAAGAAAGUUUCUGAAGAAAUGGAAGAUCGCCGCCUCAGACAGCAGAACCUGACGGGGACAGAGGAAGGAGAAGAUAUCCCUGUGAUCCCAGAUCUGGAAGAUGUGCAGGAGGAAGACUUUGUGCUGCAGGUGGCGUCCCCGCCCAGCAUCCAGGUAAACCGAGUGAUGACCUACCGUGACCUGGACAAUGAUCUUAUGAAAUACUCAGCCUUUCAGACUUUGGAUGGGGAGAUUGACCUGAAGCUCCUCACCAAAGUGCUGGCCCCAGAGCAUGAAGUGCGAGAGGAUGAUGUGGGCUGGGACUGGGACCAUCUAUACACUGAGGUGUCCUCAGAGCUCCUCACAGAGUGGGACCUGCUGCGGGCAGAGAAGGAGGACCCCGUGGGACCAUCGAGGCACAUCUGACCCAGGAACGCCACUGUGCAUUUGAACAAAUGCACGAAGUCUAAAACCGUGGGAGCUUGCGAGCAGCUUACAAUUUUUAUACAGAAUAUUUUGUAAUAGAAUAUUUAUUUUCAGUAGGACACAUUGGAGCAUUCCAAUUCAAUAAAUGACUUUAUUCUGUGA